Cryptomeria japonica (Japanese cedar) is the source of this 1037-nucleotide messenger RNA. RefSeq names its product protein NEGATIVE REGULATOR OF RESISTANCE-like. The record is from RefSeq and is a predicted model, not a curated record. NCBI's taxonomy places the organism in Eukaryota, Viridiplantae, Streptophyta, Pinopsida, Cupressales, Cupressaceae. Gene Ontology annotation, biological process: regulation of systemic acquired resistance. The transcript is spliced from 2 exons. The coding region runs from base 236 to 682 and encodes 148 amino acids.
CACUCUACCACAUUUUUCUUCUUCCCAGAAAUGGAGCGAUGGAUUUUGCGAGUUUAGCGGACCAAAUUUCCACACCCUUCUCUGCCCAUCAAGGUCUGUCAUUUUCAGCCUUGAUUCAUAUCUUUAAUAGAUACAUGCGCAUGCAAAAUAAAGUCCAUAUGCUUGUAACGGGCGUUUACAGGUUCGGACUAUUCUGAAUAGUCGGCCGAAUCUUGCGGUUCAGUUGGGUAUUCGCAUGGAUUUAAAGAGGCCAAAGAAGACGAUGCAAAGUUGUCAAACUUAUGAAGAAUCAGGAAGGCAUGGAGAAAACAAGAGCAAACGUCCACGAACAGAUGACGAUGAAAGAGAAGCCCAGGAAUUUUUCGCUUUGGUGGAAAAUAUCCAAGCACUGAAGAAGCUAAUGAAUUCUGUUCCUGAAGGAAACAACUGUGCAAAUCUUAUCAAUGGUAGAUCACCCUGGAAGCCUGUAUUACAGUGGGAAGAUUUUUCUAACCUGCCACCUAAGCGCAGCCCUUGUGCUCAGAUGGGUAUGAGUUGUUUCACACAGGAGGGAAUUAGCUGCGGAGUAUCCAGAGAAGCAGAUAAUGAAUGUGAGAAAUAUAUGGGUGGGAAGAGUUUUGAUCUGAAUGAAGAACCCACCUCGGAACAGCCGGUCACCAGGUCAUUGAACUUGUUUUCCUAGGGUUUUGAACAUUCAUGGUGUUUUAUCUAAGGAAAGUCAUAAAUGGUGUGCUUAUUACUGCUUCUGUUUCUUUAUAGCCGGUCAUCAAGGCAUUGAAUUUGUUAUCUUGAGGUUUUGAACAUACGUGGUGCUUUAUCUAAGGUAUAACAAAAGUCAUAUAUGGUAUGCGUAUCGUUGCUUUCUUGUUCUUUAUAGCAAUGCGUAGGGCAAAAUGUAAUUUGGGUUUCAACUUGUGUGAAAUAUAGAACUUCCAUAAGUGGCUUAAAUUUCCUAUAUAUAUAUAUAUUGCUUUCGGUUCUUUAUAGCAAUGCGUAGGACAAAUUGCUAAUUAGGUUUUAAACUUGUGUGAAAUAUA